This is a messenger RNA of Humulus lupulus (European hop), 1407 nucleotides long. RefSeq lists its product as uncharacterized. NCBI's taxonomy places the organism in Eukaryota, Viridiplantae, Streptophyta, Magnoliopsida, Rosales, Cannabaceae. Gene Ontology annotation, molecular function: RNA-DNA hybrid ribonuclease activity; nucleic acid binding. Bases 1 to 1407 code for a protein of 468 amino acids. The record is from RefSeq and is a predicted model, not a curated record. The transcript has 2 exons.
AUGGAGGAGCUAGGGGCUAAGCCUAUGGAGGAGGUAGAGGAGAUCGUAGUGAUGGAAGAACUGUUGCAAAAAUUGAAGGUGGGAAAAAGCCUUCAAAGCGAUGCGAAGGAGAAGUUAGUAAGGUUUUUGAAGAACAAUCUGGAUGUAUUUGCUUGGAGUCAUGAAGACAUGCUGAAGGAGCACUUAGGGAAGCCGCCCUUGUUAGCAAAACCUGAAAGGGGCGAAAGGCUAUACUUAUACUUGGCAGUAUCCGAGCAUGCCAUAAGUGCUGCCCUCAUUAAAGGAGAGAAGAAACACCAGCAACCUGUGUACUACGUCAGUAAACGGUUAGUAGAUGCGGAGAACCGAUACCUAGAGAUAGCGAAGUUGGCAUACGCGUUAGUUGUGGCUUCAAGGAAAUUGAGGCCCUAUUUCCAUGCCCAUGCGAUCGAAGUACUCACCAAUAGCCCUUUAAGGCAGGUCUUGCAUAAACCGAAAACCUCGGGAAGACUGAUGAAGUGGUCGAUCGAGUUGAGUCAAUUCGACAUCACUUUUACCCCAAUGACCUCCAUCAAUGGGCAAGUGCUCACAGAAUUCAUAGUGGAAUUCACCUAUCGACCGAAUGGAGAAGGAGAUGAAGAAGAGGGACAAUCAGUCGCAGAAGGGAAGCCAAGGAGUUCUAAGGAAUGGAGCCUGCACAUGGAUGGAGCAUCCAACAAAGGAGGAUCUGGAGCAGGUAUCGUGAUGACUAGACCCGAAGGACACAUGAUGUACUGCGCGAUACGGUUUGGGUUUGAAGCCUUGAACAAUGAGGCAGAAUACGAAGCACUUCUAGCAGGGCUGCGGUUGGCCCAGGGGCUGAAGGUAAUGCAUCUACACAUCUUUAGUGACUCACAGUUGGUGGUAUUCCAGGUGAAAGGGGAGUACCAAGCGAGGGGUCCCAAGAUGGCUGCUUACUUGGAAAGGGUAAGAGGCUAUUUGGAGCAGUUGGUGGAAUAUAGCAUAGAGCAAAUCCCGAGAAAGAGGAAUACCCAUGCUGAUGCCCUCACAAAGCUGGCUUCCACUAAAGAUGGGGAUACCCUUGAAUCAGUGCCUGUGGAAUACUUACCAAGGCCAAGCAUUGUCAAUCCAGACGUUCACAUGGUCAGCAUCCCAAAGGAGUCAUGGGCCAGCCCGAUUAUAAGCUACCUGAAGGAUGGUGUGGUGCCAACUGACAAGAGGGAGGCUCGAAGGCUAGUUUAUAAGGCAGUCCGAUACACCUUGAUAGAUGGGAUCUUAUACAAGAGAGGGUUUUCUGUGCCACUCUUGCGAUGUGUUGGUGAGGAAGAAGCUGUGAAGGUACUAUAUGAAAUACAUGAGGGUGAAUGUGGCAACCAUGCGAGUGGACCAUCCACGGCUCGAAAAGCCAUGAGGCAUGGGUACUACUAG